Messenger RNA from Humulus lupulus (European hop), 1153 nucleotides. RefSeq names its product transcription factor MYB14-like. The coding region runs from base 88 to 933 and encodes 281 amino acids. The record is from RefSeq and is a predicted model, not a curated record. The transcript is spliced from 3 exons. NCBI's taxonomy places the organism in Eukaryota, Viridiplantae, Streptophyta, Magnoliopsida, Rosales, Cannabaceae.
UUGAGAUCAUCCAAAACACAGAGAGAGAAAUAUAUACAGUGAUAAUUGCUGGUUAAAGCUAGAAAAGAAACGAAAAGAAAAGAAAAGAUGGGAAGAGCUCCUUGCUGUGAGAAGAUGGGGUUGAAGAAAGGUCCAUGGACCUCAGAAGAAGAUCAAAUUCUCAUCUCUUACAUUCAGAGAUAUGGCCAUGGAAACUGGAGGGCACUCCCUAAACAAGCUGGUCUGUUGAGGUGUGGAAAGAGUUGCAGACUGAGGUGGAUAAACUACUUGAGACCUGAUAUUAAACGAGGCAAUUUCACUAGGGAAGAAGAAGAAACCAUCAUCGACCUUCAUGAAAUGUUGGGCAAUAGAUGGUCGGCUAUAGCAGCGAGAUUACCUGGUCGAACAGAUAAUGAGAUAAAAAAUGUGUGGCAUACUCAUCUGAAGAAAAGGCUUUCUACAACGACAACACAAAACAAUAAGAAUCAUCAUGUCGUUCAGAAAUCAAAACGACAACGCCAUCAGCAGUCGUGUGAUGAUGAUCAUCAGGUCAUUAAAAAUGAUGAAGAUGAUGAUGACACAAAAUACAACAACAACAUCAUGAUCACCAUGGAUCAAGAUGAUGAAGAAAAUAAUAAUAAUAAUAAUAGACCAGUUGUGUCGUCACCUGCUGAUCAAUCUUCAUCUUCUUCAUUUAGUACUGGUGAUCAUGAUCAUAACGACAUUAUUAAUGUCAUGGACGAUGAUUUUUGGUCAGAAGUUUUCUCAUCUGGAGAGAUUAUUAAUGAUCAUAAUACUAGUAAUUCAGAGGUAUUAUUGGAUGGUCUUUCAGUGAAUAAUCAAUUUUCAGACCAUGCCUUAAUCACUACUACAAAUCUUGACUAUGAUCAAGAUAUGGACUUUUGGUACAACAUCUUCACUAGAUCUGCGGAUUUACCAGAAUUGUUACUAUAGAAUAGAGUUGAAAUUUAUUAUUUAAAAAGAAAAAAGUUGAUUAAUAUAUUUCUGUUUCACUUCAUUGAUCAUAAUUUUUUUUAUUAUUAUUACGAAAUGUAAUUUUUGGUGGGAAAUGAGUAUUAGAAUUGUUAAUGCCAAGCUGCCCAAUUUUUUGACCUGUAGAAAGCUAUAUAAUAUAUAUAUAUAUAUAUAUAUGUAUAUGUACAAAAGCAUAUUA